This is a messenger RNA of Microdochium trichocladiopsis, 1320 nucleotides long. RefSeq lists its product as uncharacterized. The record is from RefSeq and is a predicted model, not a curated record. The transcript has 2 exons. Bases 1 to 1320 code for a protein of 439 amino acids. Lineage: Eukaryota; Fungi; Ascomycota; Sordariomycetes; Xylariales; Microdochiaceae.
AUGGCGUCUCGAUCAGCCCAGAUCCCUCGCUUCCUCCUCCCGCAAAGCAGCCCUGCCUGGCGGGCUGCCGCGGGUCGACCUGGCAGCUUUCCCAGGACUUUCACGCCAGAACAGACUCGGCUUCUCCUCCGCUAUGCGACGACAGCCUCAGCGCCAAAGGCGGCGGCCAAGCCCGUGAGCAAGGCUGCCCCAAAGACCACGACAAAGGUCACCACAGCAAAGGUCACGACGGCCAAGAUCACCACAAAGGCCGCGCCGAAGGCCACCCCUCCCAAAGCGACGACGACGACGACCAAGGCAGCAUCAAGGCCUGCGCCAAAGGCGACGGCGACAGCGACCACAACCAAGGCAGCCACCAAGACAGCUGCGGCCACGGCGAAGACAACUACAGCUACACCAAAGACGCCAGCCUCCAAGCCAGUCCUGACCACGAAGCCUGUCACAGCAAAGACAACAUACACGCCGCCGUCUCCUGCCGCCUCCUCGCCCGCGAAUCCUGUCAAGACUGCUCCUGCAGCGACGAGUACAUCUCGGCCAGUAGCGGCAGCAACCCCGCCACCAAGUCCGGCAACUACUGCAGCGCCCACAUCCUCACCAGCCGCAGAUGCGUCAGGUUCCCUGCCGGCGUCCCUGGCGGCUGACCGGGCUGGCCCGAUCAUCCUAGAGCAGCCAGAUGCCUUCAGACCGCCGUCACACGGCAAGAGGCUGCCGCGUGCGAUGCCGAAGCACUAUGGAGGCGGGCCGACGGCCGAGGAGGUGCAGGCACAGCGCACAAAGCAGUACCCGGGCAUGCCGCCGCCGGAGAAUACAUGGUCGCACUGGUUCAUCAACAGCCGGGGCAUCCACCUGUUCAUCACCCUGGGCACGCUGUCCAGCCUGGCCAUCUAUACUUUCGCCACAAACUUCCAGGCCAACUCGCAGUUUGCCGACAUGGUGCCGCCCAUCUCCGAGUUCCCGCGGCACCCGUUCCAGUACAUUGGCGUGUGCAUUGACGUGCUCAAGCUGCACGAGGAGCACGAGUCGGCCAUCACGGCCGAGAAGCGUCGCCAAAAGGUCGAGGACGUCGCCAAGCGCAACGAGUUCCGCAAGGCGCACGGCCUGGAGCCCGCGUCGGGGGUCGCGCCCUGGGCCGCCAAGUCUCCUGCUCCAGCUGCUGGUGAUGAUGUUGCGGCUGUGGAAAGCCAAGCCGCGACGACCACAGACGCGGUCUCGCAGCAAGAAGCGCCAGCUAGGGCUGACAAGGCCGGCCCAAGCUCGCUGGCAGAGACGGGCGAGUUCACCGAAGAAGGGAAGCGCAAGAAGUUCCUUGGCAUCUUCUGA